AUGGGGGACACAGCGCCCCCGCAGGCCCCCACCGGAGGGUUAGGGGGGGCCCCUGGGGCGGGGCUCCUUGGAGGGGGCUCUGUCACCCCGAGAGUGCACAGUGCCAUCGUGGAGCGCCUUCGGGCUCGAAUCGCCGUUUGCCGCCAGCACCACCUGAGCUGUGAAGGACGCUAUGAACGUGGUAGGGCUGAGAGCUCAGAUAGGGAAAGAGAGAGCACCUUGCAGCUCCUGAGCCUUGUACAGCAUGGCCAGGGGGCGAGGAAGGCCGGCAAACACUCCAAGGCCACUGCCACCGCGGCCACCACGACGACAGCCCCUCCACCACCACCUGCCGCACCUCCCACAGCCUCCCAAGCGGCCACGCAAGCAGCCCCGCCGCCCCCGCCAGACUACCACCAUCACCACCAGCAGCACCUGCUGGACAGCAGCAAUAAUGGUGGCAGCAGUGGGAUCAGUGGGAUCGAAGGGGAGCAGCAGCCACCGGCUUCGACCCCCGGGGACCAGAGGAACUCAGCCCUGAUCGCGCUCCAGGGUUCCUUGAAAAGAAAACAGGUCGUCAGCCUGUCUCCUGCCAACAGCAAGAGGCCCAAUGGCUUUGUCGACAGCUCCUUCCUUGAUAUCAAAAGAAUCCGUGUCGGGGAAAACCUCGCUGCAGGACAAGGAGGCCUUCAAGUAAAUAAUGGACAAAGUCAGAUGAUGGCAGGGACCUUGCCCAUGAGCCAAGCCCCGCUGAGGAAGCCUGCCACGCUGCCACCACACGCACCCUCUCCUGGAAACGGUCUGUUCAGCAUGGCCUUGAAGGAGGUGAAGAAGGAACCGGGGGAGACGCUCUCUUGCAGUAAGCACAUGGACGGCCAGAUGGCCCAGGAGAAUAUGUUUUCUAACAACAGGUACGGGGACGAUUCUGGAGAGCAGCUGAUGGACCCUGAGCUGCAGGAGCUGUUCAAUGAGCUGACCAACAUCUCCGUGCCUCCCAUGAGUGACCUGGAGCUGGAGAACAUGAUCAAUGCCACCAUUAAGCAGGACGACCCAUUUAACCUGGACCUGGGUCAGCAGAGCCAGAGGAGCACGCCCAGGCCGUCCUUGUCCGUGGAGAAGGCAGUGAUCAAAAGCGAAUACUCGCCUGGCCUGACCCAGGGCCCCUCGGGCUCUCCUCAGUUGAGGCCCUCAUCGGCGGGUCCCGCGUUCUCCAUGGCCGCCUCGGCCCUCUCCACCUCCUCCCCCAUCCCCUCGGUCCCUCAGAGCCAGGCUCAGCCGCAGACAGCCGCAGGGGCCAGCCGGGCCUUGCCGAGCUGGCAGGAGGUGUCCCACGCCCAACAGCUCAAACAGAUUGCCGCCAAUCGGCAGCAGCAUGUCCGGAUGCAGCAGCAGCAGCAGCAGCAGCAGCAGCAGCAGCAGUCGAGCAACUGGCCGGCCCUGUCCUCGUCCGCCGGGCCGUCCCCGGGUCCCUUCGGGCAGGAGAAAAUCCCCAGCCCUUCUUUCGGCCAGCAGCCAUUCAGCCCGCAGAGCUCCCCGCUGCCGGGGGUAGCGGGCGGCGGCGGCCAGCCCAAGGUCAUGGCUAACUACAUGUACAAGGCCAGCGCGUCGGCCCAGGGAGGGCCGCUGGACGUGCUCCUGCAGCCCAAGCCUCAGGAUCUCAGUCGGAGCUUCAUGAGCAGCCCGCACACGGCGCUGGAGCCCCGGCAUGGCAACACCAAGCCGCUGUUUCAUUUUAACUCAGAUCAAGCCAGCCAGCCGAUGCCUUCGGUUUUGCCUUCCCAGAGCAAGCCUUCCCUCCUGCAUUACACCCAGCCGCAGCCGCAGCCGCCGCCGAGCUCCAUCCCGGCUCAGCCGCAGCCGCAGCCGCAGCCGCAGCCGCCGAGCUCCAUCCCGGCUCAGCCGCCGCCGCCGCCGCCGCCGCCGCAGCCCGCCCAGCCUCUCCCGAGCCAGCCUUUGCUGAGGUCCCCCUUGCCGCUUCAGCAAAAGAUCCUGCUUCAGAAAAUGCAGAAUCAGCCCCUCGCAGGGCUGGGGUAUCAAGUCUCCCAACAACACCGCCAGGACCAACAGUCUGUGGUAGGCCAGAACCCAGGCCCCAGUCCAAGUCCCAACCCCUGCUCAAAUCCAAACACUGGAAGUGGUUACAUGAACUCUCAGCAAUCACUGUUGAAUCAGCAAUUGAUGGGAAAGAAACAGACUCUACAGAGGCAGAUCCUGGAGCAGAAACAGCAGCUUCUCCUCCAGCAGCAGAUGCUGGUUGACACGGAGAAAAUUGCUCCGCAAGAUCAGAUAAACAGACAUUUGACAAGGCCACCCCCAGAUUAUAAAGACCAAAGAAGAAACGUAGGCAGUGUGCAGCCCACUGCUCAGUAUUCUGGUGGCUCAUCGGCAGUGAGUUUAAACUCUAACCAGGCUUUGGCAAACCCAGUUUCAACACACACCAUUUUAACUCCAAAUUCCAGCCUCAUGUCUACUUCUCAUGGGACAAGAAUGCCAUCCUUAUCCACAGCAGUUCAGAACAUAGGGAUGUAUGGGACCCUGCCUUGCAGUCAACCUGGCACGUACAACAUCACUUCAGGAAUGAGUCAGCUGACCCCACAGAGAAACCCAAACCAACUGCUAGCAAAUCAAAACAACCCUCUGAUGCCACGGCCGCCUACUCUAGGGUCCAGUAAUAAUAAUAACGUGGCCACUUUUGGAGCUGGAUCCAUUGGCAAUUCACAGCAAUUAAGACCAAACUUAACCCACAGUAUGGCAAGCAGGCCUGCCCAGAGGACGUCGAACGUGAUGGUCACAUCCAACACGACGGCACCAAACUGGGCCUCUCAAGAAGCAACAACCAAACAGCAGGAGGCGCUGAAGUCCGCAGGAGUCCGCUUCCCCGCGGCUACGCCUGCAGCCUACACCCCAAACCAGUCACUGCAGCAGACCGCAGGUAGCCAGCAAUUUGCCCAGAGAGCGGUUGCUCCUCCUAGUCAGUUAACGCCAGCGGCGCAAAUGAGACCCAUGAGCCAAAUGAGCCAGACAUUAAAUGGACAAACCAUGGGUCCACUCAGAAGUCUGAAUCUCAGACCCAAUCAGCUCAGCACACAGAUUUUGCCGAAUUUGAACCAGUCAGGCACGGGGUUGAGUCAGUCGAGGACAGGCAUAAGCCAGCCACCAUCCCUGACGCCCGGCAAUUUCCCUUCACCCAACCAAAGUUCCAGGGCUUUUCAAGGAGCUGACCAUGGCAAUGACUUAGCUUUUGACUUUCUCAACCAACAGACUGAUAACAUGGGCCCAGCCCUAAACAGUGAUGCUGACUUCAUUGAUUCUUUAUUGAAGACAGAGCCUGGUAAUGAUGACUGGAUGAAAGACAUCAAUCUUGAUGAAAUCUUGGGGAACAACUCCUAAAGGAGGAAAGGGAGACAAUUCGCAGACUCCAAGCAUGCAAAGGCAGUAUUUCACGAGGACUCCGUGAAGGCCAAACGGUUGACUUUCACUUGGACUCCUAUGAUACCUUGGCUGAAACGGGGAAAGCAGGAAGUAACUAUAGCGGCGAGCAUUUUGGUCCAAAUGCUCGUUUUAAAUCUCAAACCUGAACGUAAAACAUUGGGGUCACUUUUCCCUGUCAAAACUCCAGGACACAGUAUCCAGUUUACCCAAACAGAGCUGUGAUGUUGAUGUGUAAUUAGUUGUGUAAAAUGAGCUUCCCAAGCUCCUCUUCGCCCUGAAGGAGAAGUCAUAGAACCCAUAGCUGGUUUAACCCCCACGUCACGCAGAGGUACUAGUUCCAAGCCACAAGCUACAAAUCCCCUCAUUUGCUCUAAUUGAUACAUAAGUGUGGUUUAAUCUCUCUACUCUGUUUUUUUCAUUUAGAUUUUCUAAAACUUCCAGGGUAGAUCGAAAUGCUGUAGGUUUGUUUAGAGUACCCAAACAGUGUCCUAAGUCAAGGAGAAGUGGAGAGCCCAGAGAACAUUCCGUGGAUGAUAGAUUUUCUUCCCCAGAUUCACCCCCUCACUUUUUCACUUUUCCCACACGUCCUCCACUUCAGCGAGAUGCUGUGUCUAGUGAUGAAACAAGAACACAGAGCUGUCCAACUUCAUUUGGGCUUCCACAACUAAUUUCUGAAUCCAGCUUCUGAGUCUUGGCUACAAUCAUGACCUGUGGCUAAUCAUACUGAAAUAUUAGUGCGCACCUGUCUGCAUCAGAUUUCACUGUUUAAAAAAGAAAACCCUCCACUGGGCGAGGCUCUAAAGAAGAUGUAUUUGACCACAGAUAACUUGGUCUUAUUGUGAUGAUGCCUGCGGGUUAGCUCCCAAGCUGAGUGGGAAAUCGAGCCCUCUCUGCUUAUUUUGAUGACCAGAGACUGAUUUGUAAGAAAAGGAAGUUUGGAGACCAAAACGGAGAAGGUAUCACGUUUUGGUUGAAGAAAACAAAAGAUCAGGACCAGGGACAGCAGGUACCGGCGGGUGCAAAUCUAUUUCAUGGGGUUUGAGGGAAGGCAUCAUUGAGAGGAAAAACAAUCUGCCUUUAUUUGGACACAUUAUUUGGGAGAACAACUGAAUAGAAUGUGCUGUUAGUUGCCAUCUAUUCAUUCUUCUGUCCCCGAUGUGAUGAAUCAUUGCCACAUGCUAGAUGGGCCCAUCGUAUCCAGGUUUUCUCCCUCAGGGCUGAGCAUUGUAUCAAAGAAAAAGGUCCUGUUGAGUCAUGUAACAGAGCAGCUGUAAAAUGGGGAAGAUGUGGGCUGAUGUGGGAUGUAUGCGAAAUAGCACUAUCAUUUUCCUCAUUCCAGAGGAACACAGGUUAUCGCCAGCCUUCUUAGCCAUACACUCACGUAUUCAAUUAUCAAAUGAUAUUUAACUGAAGUCAUUUAAUAACUCUUUAAAUACCUGUUCUAAAAAGAACACAUUUGGAGAGUUCUGCAAAGCCCUCUCCCAAUCUUCAAAAUGUCUAGAAGCACUCUUCCUUUGACACAAUACCAACAUCACUGGCCUGGAAUCGUUUCUGUGCUAGGUUGUAAAUAUAAAUAAAUGACUUGUUUUGUAAACUUUUGUAAAGAAUAUUUUGGUAGAAAUCCUUAAAGCAUAUUCUUUGGGUUAUAUUUAUACAUAUGUGAAAUAAAUAUACUAUCAAAAGGUUAUAUUUUAUACAAAAAGUAAAUUGUUACCUUUUGUAUGCUAAUAUACAAAGUUUUGUAUAAUAGGAUGGUUUAUUUUUAGCUCUACACUUAAACCAUAGGUGGUCAAGUGGGAACUUUUGAAAACUAUCAAGAGGCUUGUUAGGCAAAUUUCUAUUCUGAAACCUCAAUAAGAAAGCAUUCCAGGUUUCAAUUCUUUCCUUUUUUUUUUUUUUUUUCUGCUCCCGAAUUCUUUUUGAAACCCAUAGUUCUUGUGUCUUGUUGGAUUAUUCUGCUGUGCACAUUGUACUGGUCCUUGUUGCAUGUGGCCUACUGUGUGUUUUCCCAUUUUAUAAAACAGUGUUUCUCCAUGCAGAAAAGCAAGGAAAACAUUAUGUACAUACAAACACUUUUCUUUUAUGGCUCCUCCAUGUUACUGUAUAUAUCUGCCAGCACUUCCCAGUUACAUGCCUGUGAUUCAGCUUAUUUUUACCCUAACAUAGUCUGUUUCGUAGUAGCUAUCAAAUUUAAGAGAUCAAGCAAUCAGAAUGUUUGGAUUUUCUUAAUGUGAAUUUCAUAAUUAAUGUCUAUUUAUUCAGCUAUUCAUUAAAA
Messenger RNA from Camelus dromedarius (Arabian camel), 5686 nucleotides. It is a transcript of the gene MAML2, whose product is annotated as mastermind like transcriptional coactivator 2. Gene Ontology annotation, biological process: positive regulation of transcription of Notch receptor target; Notch signaling pathway. Gene Ontology annotation, cellular component: nucleoplasm; nuclear speck. Bases 1 to 3369 code for a protein of 1122 amino acids. NCBI's taxonomy places the organism in Eukaryota, Metazoa, Chordata, Mammalia, Artiodactyla, Camelidae. The transcript has 5 exons. Gene Ontology annotation, molecular function: transcription coactivator activity. The record is from RefSeq and is a predicted model, not a curated record.